Messenger RNA from Vigna radiata var. radiata (mung bean), 1035 nucleotides. Its product is annotated as protein NDR1-like. The record is from RefSeq and is a predicted model, not a curated record. Bases 194 to 877 code for a protein of 227 amino acids. Gene Ontology annotation, biological process: defense response to other organism. The transcript has a single exon. NCBI's taxonomy places the organism in Eukaryota, Viridiplantae, Streptophyta, Magnoliopsida, Fabales, Fabaceae.
CUUACGAGGACAUGCAAAGGAAGAGACAAAGUUCUUAUUCUUUACUUCCGCCAUAUACCAAACUCAAAAUCCGUUUCUUUCUUUCUUCUCCCCUCUUUACUACAAAACCACAAACUCCAAUGUACUUACUUCAUUUAUCAAAGCCAUCAUCCCCAUUCAUUCAUCAACCAUCUCCAACGUUGUGCAAACCAAAAUGCGCAACAACGACCACAUACCCGUUCACCACGUCCACGGUCCCAACCCCAAACCCAUGAAACUGAACCGGCAUCACUCGGUUCGCUACUACGUCCAUCGAGUCCACGAAAGCCUCACUACGCGGGUCUCCAAGAUGAUCUGCGCCACCUUCUUGGGCCUCCUUUUCAUUGUGGGCCUCAUCACCUUCAUCCUCUGGCUCAGUCUCCGGCCCCACAGGCCCAGGUUUCACAUCCACCAGUUCAACAUGCCCGGUCUCACCCAAAAUUCCGGCUUCGAAAACGCCGUCAUAACCUUCAACGUAACAGCGCGAAACGCCAACCAAAACAUCGGGGUUAACUAUGAGUCCAUGGACGGAGCGGUUUAUUACCGGGACCAGAAAAUCGGCUACACGCCGUUACUCUUUCCGUUUUAUCAAGAGCCCAAGAACACGACGGAGGUGGACGGUGAACUUAGCGGCGCCUCGUUGACCGUUAGUAGUGACAGUUGGUCGGAGUUCCAGAGCGACAGGGCUGACGGUAGCGUGGUGUUCCGCUUGGAAUUGAUAUCUGUGAUCAGAUUCAAGAUUUCGUCGUGGGAGAGCAAGCGGCACACAAUGCACGCCAAUUGUGACGUGGGAGUGGGUUCCGAUGGUACCCUCUUGGCCAACUUCAAGGACAAGAGAUGUCCCGUUUAUUUCUCUUGAGGAAAGGAUGCUCUUUUCACUAAUUUCUUUCUCCAAUUAAUUCAUUAACUUUUUUUUUUUUCGACCCUAUUUUUUUAAUCUUAAUUUUUAUUUUCUUAAAAACAUUCAUUGUGGUUUCAUAUUUGUGUAAUUUUUAUAAUUCUCUUAUAUUUAUGUUG